AAUCUGGCUUACAUUUUAAUGCCACAAUUCCGAUAACCUAUCUACACUGUCGUACGAUUUGGGGUUGAAAAUUGUAACUAAACUACAUCUGCUUCUAGAAAUACAGAAUAUCAGAAUUUGUCAAAGAUUUAGUUAGAAAUGGCUUCUGAACAACCUAAGUCUGUGUUGAAACAUCCAUAUCUACCCAAGGAUCUUAAAUUACCACUUUAUAUAUCUAAUGUUAAAAGUACCACUGAAAUUCUAGCAAUACUUGCUGUAGCAGCCGGUUUCUUAGUUAUAUUUGCAUGGUAUCUCUCUGGUCUAAAACUAAGACAACAAAAGUUCUGUUUCAAGCGUCGAAUGGUGCUCUGUUGGUUUUUUUUAUGUGCCUUUAUCCAUAUGGUGCUGGAGGGAUACUUUGCAAUUUAUCAUGCAACACUUGCAGGCCAUACUUCAAUACUUGGAGAAAUGUGGAAAGAAUACAGUAAAUGUGAUAGCCGCUACAUUAGCUCUGACACAUUUACAGUUUGCAUGGAAACAAUAACAGCUGCUAUUGAUGGACCCCUUGCUUUAAUUACUUUUUUGGCCUUUAUCUAUGGCAGUAACUACCGGUAUGGCUUCCAGCUGAUGUUAUCACUUUUCCAGUUGUAUGGUGAUGUCCUGUAUUUUUCAACUGAAUGGAAGGAUGGAUUUGUUCAUGGCCACACAGAUGAUCCUUUGUUCUUUUAUUUCUACUUUCUGUUCCUGAAUUCUUUGUGGAUUAUCAUUCCAACCUUUUUAGUCAUUGAUGCCCUGAGGCAUAUAGCUUCUUGCCAGAAAGUCUCAGACUUCUAUAUAGACACCUAUAACAGAAAGAUGGCAAAAAGAAAUGUCUCCUAUUACACAAACCAUCAUGAUAAAUCAAAGUAAAAUGUAUUUACUUUGUUAGCAUUAAUAUUUUAAAUGACCUUUUCAUUUCUAUAUUUGUACAGUACACAUCAUUAACUGUAUUUUAAAAUUUUGAUCAAGUCAACAUACAUUUGGACACUCAAUAAUAUCUUAUGGUUUUAUUAAACCCAUUGAUUGUUGCUAAGUAAUAUUAUUAAAUUUAUAUUUCUUGUGUGCACAUAGUUAUAUGCUAUUCAAUAUCAAUAGGGAGUUAAAUUUUACAAAAAAAAUAAAUUGUUUACAUGUUUUUUUUUUUUUUGUUGUUUUUUUCAAUAGAUUUAUAAAAAACUAAAUUAUUGCAAAAAAAAAAUUAAUCUUAUUUUUUAAGUAGUUAAAAUAUUUAUGUUAUGGUUAAAAAAUGCAUUUUUGUCCUGUUUUGUUUUAAUGUUCAAAAGGCAGCAUUUUCAAAAUAAGUGUAGAAGACAUCAGCUGCAGGUUGUAGCAAUUUGUCCUAUCACAUGUUACAAUACAUCUUGUACAAAUGGCAACCAUCUAUUUUGUUCUAGGAAUUACCUCUGCAUGCUUGUCUAGUGAUCUGUAAAGGAAAUGUUUGCAGGGUUUUUGUCUGUGUUUUUUAGGAAUGUUGUAUUCUCAAAAGUUUUGUUUUAUUAAUAUAAUAACUUAAAAUUAACAAAAAAGGCUUUUAUUUUGCAUGCUUUGGACAUCACUGUCUUAUAUUUAGUUAUUUAAUCUAGUAUACUAUGCAUAUUGCAGACAAAAAAAAAUAUGUUUUGUAUAUAACCACAUAUUAAUUUAAUUUCGACAGUUUUUAAAAAAGGAUAUGUUUGGUUUUCUUGACUUAUAUUUAUUGUUCCACCAUUCUAUCAGUGGGAAUAUGUUUGAUAGUUUGGUGGCCUGGUUUCAUUUUUUCUCCUAACAUAACAGUUAUAUAGACCCAAUUCUGUAAACUGCUGUUUUUAUUCUGGAUUUCACUAAAAAUUAUCUAUCUAGGGGUAUCUAUAGAUUCUUUUUGAAGAAUCUGUGCCCCAUUCCCAUCCGAAAAAACAAAACUGCUUUUGAUCUUAUUUUCUUUCAGCUUAGAAAUAUAAUCAUUUUGCACACAUGUACACAUAUUGUCAUAUACAUAUCCAUUAAAAAGGUACUGAUCUUUAGUAUUCUAGUGUGCUAUACUUGAAUACCGUACUACAUAAAAUCUAAUGACUGACUCUCUUAAUAAAGAUAUUUUUACUGGUACAGUUCAUGUUUGAUGUUUUCACUAAUUUAUCAAAAAGAAUUUCAAAUGAGCCUCGUAUGUUGUGAAAUAGCAUCAUAAAGUUUAUAAAAGCUUAUGACAAGGCAUUUAAAAUGUUUAUAACUGUUUCAGAGCUUCUUUGUACAUGGUAUUAUUUUAUCCCUUCUGUUUUUUUGCCUAAAAACUAUUAAUUCUGAGAACAAUUUGGACUUGAUCAAUUAAAAGAAAAGUAAUCAAUUGAUAUUGUAUUUAAUACACAUAAAACAGAGCCCUUACUUUUGCUGGAAGGAAAACCUGCAUUGCAUUUUGAAGUGUGGGUUAGUGGAAGGGAGAAAUGAACUACUUUUUAUAAUGCAUUAGAUUCACCAGCAUCCAGCCCAUGUGUAGGCUUGCACACACAAGUCAUGUAUAAUAGCCUUCAACAAAGCCACACAGGUUUUACAUUCCCACCUAGAAUAUUAUAUAUGGCAAACAUUGUAUCUAUCUAAAUCACUUGUGCAUAGAUGUAGUGCUUACUGCUGCUUGGUACUGCUCAGUGAUUUCCUCCAGUGGAUUCAGUUGUUCAUCUUCAUGUCAACACUAAAUAGCAAACAUACAUUUCAGCCAAAUGACUUGAUUAUGGUUUCAGUAACAUGACUUAAGGAUAAAAAAAAAUGUACCGCCCAAAGUUAUCUUCAUGUGUGUUCAUAUGUACAAGAUUGACUUAUGUUCUGUAUUUGAUGUGUUUUAAGAUCUUGUAUUUUUUUUGUAUCCAUGUAUGUUUGAGACUUUUUUCGUGUCUUCAUAGAUGUUUCAUCUUCUUCGUUUGUUUUUGUAAUUUAAAAAACAACUACAAUUAUUUGAUUGUUUCUUUGAUCUAUUUUUCUAAAUCUUCGUUAGCAAUAUUUGGGUUAAACAUGAUACCUGGUAUCAAAAAUUACUUAGACAUUGAAGCAGUAUUGUAAAUAAGUUGUUUUAAAAAAAGUUUUCUUUAAAUGUCCUGAUUCAGAACAAAGUCUUAUGGUUUUAAUCAACUUGAAAUACUUACUACAAUAAAACAUCCCCAAUCCAUGACAAUGUUA
Biomphalaria glabrata is the source of this 3159-nucleotide messenger RNA. Its product is annotated as 3-beta-hydroxysteroid-Delta(8),Delta(7)-isomerase-like. Gene Ontology annotation, cellular component: membrane; endoplasmic reticulum. Bases 139 to 888 code for a protein of 249 amino acids. Gene Ontology annotation, molecular function: C-8 sterol isomerase activity; cholestenol delta-isomerase activity; steroid Delta-isomerase activity. The record is from RefSeq and is a predicted model, not a curated record. Gene Ontology annotation, biological process: cholesterol biosynthetic process. Lineage: Eukaryota; Metazoa; Mollusca; Gastropoda; Planorbidae. The transcript is spliced from 3 exons.